Molecule: messenger RNA, 483 nt
Organism: Sphaerulina musiva SO2202
Lineage: Eukaryota; Fungi; Ascomycota; Dothideomycetes; Mycosphaerellales; Mycosphaerellaceae
Exons: 4
Coding region: 1-483 (160 amino acids)
Source: RefSeq, a predicted model, not a curated record
AUGGCGGCCGAUACCUUCACCGAAAGAGAGAAGGACAUGAUGGCGUUCGCGUGGCAGUGUUUCGAUGACGAGCCAAAGGUCAACUGGCAGAAACUAGCCGGUCUGAUGGGCAUGUCCAACGAGCGAUCGGCAGCCAAUGCCUGGGGUCGCAUCAAGAAAAAGCUUGCUCAACGGGUCGCUUCAGCGAACGAUGGCGACAAUGACGACGAAGGCUCAGCCGCCGCAGCCUCUUCUACUCCAAAGUCCAAGGCUACGACGGGAAAGAAGCGAGGUCGCAAACCUGCGAGCGCAGCCGAUGACCAUCAUGAUGAUGAUGAUGAAGAUGCGAAGCCUCCACCUAAGAAAUCGAGAGCUAAGAAAGCAAAGGGCGGUGCUUCCAAGGCUCUUGCUGUUAAGGAUGAGGUGGACGACAGUGCCAAAGCUAUCAAGGCUGAGAAGGUUGAGGAUGGUGACGAGGAUGAGGAGAAUGGUGGCUUGAAUUGA